Molecule: messenger RNA, 1070 nt
Organism: Meira miltonrushii
Lineage: Eukaryota; Fungi; Basidiomycota; Exobasidiomycetes; Exobasidiales; Brachybasidiaceae
Exons: 1
Coding region: 158-1042 (294 amino acids)
Cellular component (GO): catalytic step 2 spliceosome
Source: RefSeq, a predicted model, not a curated record
AAGAAGAAAGUGACACGAAGAAAUGACACAAGCGGGGCUUACGCAGCGGAGAUAAAGCGCGACAUUAUUUGGUCAAUGCAUCAAAAAUACAAUCAAGACCUUCUUCAUUCACUACCAUCAGCGUGUGUGGGAUUAGAGAAGGGGGUCAUUUGUGAUCAUGUCUGACAGGAAGAGGUCGUCUUCGGAUAUGGCAGAAGGAGGGUCUGCGUCCACAUCAAAAGACGUACGAAGUGAUGCUACCAAUCCAUCUUCUUCUUCACAAGGUCAACAAGCAAGGCGGACAAGACGCUUAGACAUAGACCCAUCAAAACGUGGAAAUCGAAUGUUUGGCUUGCUGAAUUCAACUCUAGCAAAAGCAAAAGAAGACAACGAAAAGAGAGUAGAAGCCGCACGUAAGCGAGCAGAAAUUGAAGCUCGUCUCCAGCAAAAGUUGCAAAAUGAAACAGUACGACAAAAACAGUUGGAAGAGCUGAGCAAGAAAUUGAAACCAUUGGUGCGACAACUGCAUGAGAUCGCGAUCGAGAUCGAAUCGAAAGAAGCGGCUAUUCGUUUACGAAAAGCACAGAAGCGAAGAUUGGCAAGCUUUUUGAUCACGACGAGCGAAUUGAGUACGUAUGACGGAAAGAUUGCAAGACAAACUUCGGUUGAUGAAAAAGUUCUUGCGCCAGAUGUUACUCUGACAUUGGCACCAAUCGGACCAAGACAUCCAAAGUUGGUCAUGAGACCAGAUUCUCAUCCGAUCUACUUUUUGCCAAAGAAGAAUUUGAACACUCAAGAUGAUCGCCUAGACGAACAGGAGGAUCGAGUAGAUGACGAGAUCGAUGAUGCUGAUAAGGCCUGGGGAACAGAAAAAGCGCAUUUGCAGGAUAAGAUGAAUGCUUUGAAGGAUACCAUACUUGACAUCAAAUCAGAAAUGGACAAAAUUGAGGCAGGGCAAGGAGAAAGAUCUAUAAAAAGCGGGAAAGACAAGGCAGACACGGAGAUGCAAGAGGUAAAAGCAGAAGACCACAAUGAUGACAAGAUGAUGGAGACGGGCGCUUAAUAGCACCGAGAGCAUUGUAUUUAUAGCA